AUGGGGGUGCCAGAGAGGACCAUGUCAGGGGUAAGCCAGGCUCUUUCUGUCCUGCAGGCUGUUGUUCCCGGGCCAGCUGAGCACCCCUUGCAGUACAACUACACCUUCUGGUACUCCAGGCGAACGCCCGGGCGGCCCACGAGCUCCCAGAGCUACGAGCAGAACAUCAAACAGAUCGGCACCUUUGCCUCCUGGGUGCGGGCCCGAGGGCUGGGGGCCGUGAGACAGCGGCCGUCCCGCACCGGGGAGCCGCGGGCUGCCUCGUGGUCCCGCUUCGCGCUCGUCUUUCCCGGCGCUUGGCAGGGAAUGGGCGGGCGGAAAGACUCGUGGGGUGCCGGGUGUGUGCUCGCCUGUGCCGUGCUGAGAGGCGUGGGGAGCGGGGUGGGCGAGUCAGCAGAGUUACAGAGUUACAGUGACAGCUCUUCGUGUGGUCCCUCCCUAACAAGUCGCUGGGGUUUUCUCUGGCAGAAAGUGUGUUCCCAAGAUGCCUGUGAUGGGCGCUGGCCAUGCCAGGUAGAAGUAGUUUUUGCUGUGUGGGCUGUCAAGUGCAGGUUCCCAAACGCUGGGGGCCCUUGUGCCACAGAGGAGCUUUGGAGCAGAGGUUGGUGUGAACUUUCCCAGCUGUGUGGUGCCAGACUGGCUUUCUUUGUCCUUUCCUUUACCAGAUUGAAAGAUGAUGAUAGUGGAGACCAUGACCAGAAUGAGGAGAAUAACACACAGAAAGACAGUGAGAAGGAAAAGAAUGAUCGGGAGAAGCCACAGAGUACUACCAAGAGGAAGGCUGUUGUUCCCGGGCCAGCUGAGCACCCCUUGCAGUACAACUACACCUUCUGGUACUCCAGGCGAACGCCCGGGCGGCCCACGAGCUCCCAGAGCUACGAGCAGAACAUCAAACAGAUCGGCACCUUUGCCUCCGUGGAGCAGUUCUGGCGGUUUUACAGUCACAUGGUACGUCCUGGGGACCUGACAGGCCAUAGUGACUUCCAUCUUUUCAAAGAGGGCAUCAAACCCAUGUGGGAGGAUGAUGCCAACAAAAACGGUGGUAAAUGGAUUAUCCGUCUGCGGAAGGGCUUAGCGUCACGAUGCUGGGAGAAUCUCAUUCUGGCCAUGCUGGGAGAACAGUUUAUGGUGGGGGAAGAAAUCUGCGGGGCGGUCGUCUCUGUCCGAUUCCAGGAGGACAUUAUCUCAAUAUGGAACAAGACAGCCAGCGACCAGGCCACGACAGCGCGGAUACGCGACACGUUACGAAGAGUGCUCAACCUACCUCCCAACACCAUCAUGGAAUACAAAACCCACACCGAUAGCAUCAAGGAUAAUUCAAGCUUUCGAAACACAAAAAUCACAUUGUGAGAACAAGAGUUGGCACUAAGCUCCUCUCUCCAUGUUGAAAGCACUGAGGGGUCUCUACCAGUGCCCUCGACCUCUGAAGGGACUCAUGGGCCACUCUCGCACUCCUCCCUGGAGGAAGGAUCCAUCAAGCCCUCCAGCAGCGGUGACAAUAGAGGCCGAUUUUGUCUUACACAAACUUUUUUUAGCAGUGGGGCGGGAGGCCAGCCUUUCAAUUAGCAGCGUGCCCUUGGGGCCGCAUCUUGCAGCACUUUCCUCUCUUUCUCUACAUGGCAUGCAGGAUCUCUGGGAUUCUGCCUCAACAUCGGAGCCUUUUGCUGAGGGAUACCAGUAUUAUAAAUCUCUCUGCAGCUGGGCGGAGCAUCCCAGUUGAGAGUCAGCCCUGUGGUUUUCAAAUGCCCCUUUUCAGUUCUGCCAAUAAAUUAUUGGGUCUCUUUGUUUCUUUCAGUCUC
Molecule: messenger RNA, 1799 nt
Organism: Manacus vitellinus (golden-collared manakin)
Lineage: Eukaryota; Metazoa; Chordata; Aves; Passeriformes; Pipridae
Gene: EIF4E2
Product: eukaryotic translation initiation factor 4E family member 2
Exons: 9
Coding region: 1-1350 (449 amino acids)
Biological process (GO): translational initiation
Cellular component (GO): eukaryotic translation initiation factor 4F complex; cytoplasm
Molecular function (GO): RNA 7-methylguanosine cap binding; translation initiation factor activity
Source: RefSeq, a predicted model, not a curated record